Messenger RNA from Babesia microti strain RI, 684 nucleotides. RefSeq lists its product as hypothetical. The record is from RefSeq and is a predicted model, not a curated record. The transcript has 2 exons. Lineage: Eukaryota; Apicomplexa; Aconoidasida; Piroplasmida; Babesiidae. The coding region runs from base 1 to 684 and encodes 227 amino acids.
AUGUUUGGGCUCAACCGAACAAUAUCUUACACUUGUUUUAGGCAUAUAAAACAACAGAGAUUGCACAAAAUAUCACGAUACAAUGUAGCACUGGUGAACUACUCUACAACCUCCAUUAACACAACAAACGGCAAAUAUUAUGGCUAUGACUUUGCUAAGAAAUACAUAAAGUCAGUUCCACAAAACGUGACCUUUCCUCAAACAUUCGACAGUUACUAUUCACACGUGUAUCUAGCUAAAGAUGAUGGGACAAAGGAAACUGCAACAGUUUCUAUAUUCUAUACUCCUCAAAGCAACAAAGCUCUAAGUGUAUUGGACCAAGUUAUUGAGUUGGCAAGCAAAUAUCCAAACAACAAGUUCCUCAUUAUCAAUGCUGAUACAGUUCCUAGAGCUGCUUAUGAUGCGGAUAUCCAACAUUUCCCCGUGGCUCUAAUUUCAUUCGGUGGCGAUUGCAAUAGAACUCUUGUUCAUUUGGACGAUUACUAUCAAUGGAACGAACAGUAUGAGUGGAAAGACACUCAAUCUACAGAUUUUUGCAAUUUGGGUAUAAACUUUACUAAAAAACUGGAAAAGGAAAUGAAGUCAUUUUCAUGCAGCUACAAUAGUAAAGCUGGAACGCAUAGUUAUACACACGGAAUUGAUACGGACAAUUUGAACGUCAAAAGAGUUGGAUGGCCAAGUUAA